AAAGGCACAGGAGGCGGAGUUUGCUCCAUUUUACCCGACUGUCCUGAAAAGUUUGCUAGAAGCAGCCUUUACGCGUGGCGCAGCUCCUACCUGCCGCACCUGCUGACAACACGGAACAGCUGUUUUGACUUUGCUUCAGCUCGGAUUUACCUCAACAUGAGCAAGUGAUCCCAGCUGAAGGUGAAGAUAAUAAUUAAAAAAAAAGUCCUGUCUGCGCACCAAACCAGUCAACGUCAACGAUGAAGAAGGGAAAGCAUAUUUUUGGCAGGAAGAACCAAUCUCUUUAUGACACCAACCUUAAAAUCCAGGACAGGGAGAGUGUUGAGUUGGUGUUGAACUCAGACGCUACAAGAUUUGAAUCGGGGACCGCCAACGUGAGGGCCAGACCCACCGUCAAGCAUCAUGCUCAAUCCUCGUUUGAACCCUUCCAAGGAUUUGCUGUCCCGACUCCGAAAGUCCCUGAUCUCCCCACUGCCAAUGGUCCAAAACUCAACGGGACAGGUACUGGAGAUCUCUCAUCCACUGGAUCUGUUGUAUCAACGCCAGGCCAUGAUGAAGAGAUCUUUGUUCCUCCUCCUCCUUCAAAGGCCCCUCCACCCCCUCCAGUGGAUUUCAUCCCUCCCCCACCAGACUUCAUGGGUGACUUAAAUAGCUUAGACCCUGUAGCCCUCCAGCCUCCAUCCAUGCCAGCUCCAAAGCCACCAUCCAUGGUGGAGGAGGAUUUGUCUCAUUUAAAACCACCACCAAUGGCACCUCCUAAACCUCUAGCUGCCAACUCCUCUGUGUACUCCGUACCCGUCUCUCAUGAACCGCCAGCCAAAGCGCCGGAACGUCCAAAGUUUGCCCCGCCGCAGCCCCCUAGUGAUAAGCACCACAAGAGUCACAAGCUCCCACCUCCAAAGCCCCUUAGAUCUUCCUCUGUAGCCAUCACCGAUUCCCCACCACAUUCACCUGCACCACCUCCCCCGGCGCCCACAACCACAUUGUCCACCUUCAAUCCUCAAAACAAAGCAAAGGUUUAUGAUCCUCCAAAGAACACGUUUCGCGAAGGCUUCGAUAAUCAGAAGGAAACACCAAAGAUGUUAGUCUUGCAAGAAUCGGGGUCAGGUAACUCUGCUCCUGCAGUGGUGACAGUGGAUGGAAAAGUGCCUCAAGCUGCUCAGCUAACUAAACCUGUGGCCAAACCCAUACAAGAACUUAGGGAGGCGUUAGAAAUAACGAAAAAGCCUGAAUUACCUGAGGUCCACAAAGAAGCUAAAACAGAGGUUAAAACUGAGCCUAAAAUGGAAGCUCCGACAGAGACCAAACCAGAGGCUAAAGCAGACACCCUUCCAGCUCAGUCAGAUAUAAUGAAACCCCUCCAGCCUCCACCGUCACAGAAAACGGCCGAUGUCCAGUUCAACUCACAGACCAACAGAACCAAAAUGCCGUUAUCUUCAGGUCAAGGCCGCAGUUUCAGUCCCUUAUUGGACCGUAAACUAUACAAUCUGAAGGCUAAUGAAGCCAAACCAUCUUCAACAUCGCCGUUGGAUCUCCUGAAGGCAGCUAAGGAAAGAGAGAAACGUAAAACUCAAUCUUUGUCCCGCGAAAGCAGCAUCAGUAAGAGUGAACCGACAAAUGCCUACACAGUCCUCCCAAGGUCAACUUCUUCAGUUGUAUCGAGUCAAAAAGCCCCACAUGAGUAUCCAGUUGUUAGACCCGAGGAACCUAAAACAACGAUCAAGGCUCCAGAAAACCACAUAAGACAAACAACGCUGGCCAAAGAUCAGAAACUACCAACUGAUACAGUUUUGAGUAAAUUGACAGCAGAUCCGUCUCCGGCUGUGAGCAACCUGGGUGAUCAGAGGCAAAGACAAGAGGAAAAGCUCUCAAAGUUCCAAGAGGUACAGAAUGAUAUUCCUAAAGAGGUGAAUUUACCAUUGCUCCCUCCACCCCCAGAGUUUGGUGACUUGAUGGAUCAAAUACCAGAGCUACCCCCCUCCAUCCGUCCGCCUGAUCCCCCCACGACAAAAGCACCAACACCACCUGUUGUAACGCAGUCUUCAGCCCCCGCCAAGACUCCAGUUCAAGCCCCAGUCAAGACUCCAGCUCCUCCCCCAGUCAAGACUCCAGCUCCACCCCCAGCCAAGACUCCAGCUCCACCAAAGCUCCCACCUCCUGAAGUACUAGUCAAAUCAAAGCAAUCACUCCAGUCUAAACCCAGUACAGCCCCCACUCAACUACCACCAAAUCUUUCACCCAACCAGGCUACCCUCCUUAGUAUUUUACAGAAGAAGAUGUUGGAAAUGGACCACAAAAUGAACCAAGGCAACGACUCAGAGCACAAUUCUGAUGACUGGAGUACGGCCGUGUCUGACGAAGACCACAGGGUGCCGGCGGCACCGCAACCCAAACCGGCGAUCAAAAAUCCCCCCACCACCAAACAAGCAUCUUUGGACAUGAGGGAGUUGGAGACCAAAGUGGCCAAGAAACACCACCAGAGUACACAAGUGAAAAGUACCCCCAGAAAUGGGAUACAUUCUAGACACCAGUAUGGCAUGACGUUCACCAUCAGGCCUGGAACCAAACAGCCCAUGACUCUUGUUAGUAGAGGGGACUCCUGAAGGUCUUUGAAUGUCGGACAAACCUGCCGUACACGCAAUAGCAUUUGCUAGCGUCCUUUCCACACUAAUGUGGAUAUUUUGCAAAACUGCACCUCCUGGUUCCAUGCAAACAGGGUUUUAGCCAAGAAGAAGAAAAAAAAAACAAGAUAAAAAAAACUGUUUUCUAUUCUUAUAAGCUCCAUCAUUUUGAAAAAAGUAACACGGUGGUCCACUUUGCACAUAUCCACCCUGGCUUUUUUGGUGCUGGAAACCCCCACAAUAGAGCAGUUUUUUUUCUUGGUUUAUUUAAUUAAAUCUCAAAUGCAAGAGGAAGAGGUUAUACUUAGCCUGGUACUGCUUUAGCCAUGCUCUUUUUUAUUUUGAUGCAAUAAACAUCAACAUCACCAUCCGCAGGUGCAUCGUAGCUACUACAGCUUUUUUGAUCGGAAUUCCAGAUAAAGUGAAAGUGCAGAUUGCGUUUUCAAAAACUGAUAAACAAAUAUAAGUUUAAAAAUAUUCAGAAUAAAUUAUCUGGGGCCUAAAUAUUAUGUAGUAGUAAUUUGUGCAAUGACACAAACAUAGUUGGCUAUUGUGUUAUAAGCACUUUCAAUGUUAAUGAGGAAGCCCAGGCUGUCACAAGUAGUCAUAAAUACCUGUCCUGCUUUUAAAACAUAAACAUUUUGUCUGUUUAAUCAGAUAUUUUAGAGAUGCACCACUCAAUCUUGCAAAUGUUUAACUGGCUUUGAUUGGUUGUUGAUUAACAUAAAAACAAAGAAAAAACAGAUGUCCCACCCACCUCCCACGUUUUGAGCUUAAUAAAAACCAAGUAAAGUUUGAGAAACCUGAUUUUUGUACAUAAAAGGGGAUAAUCUUGAUAUAUGUUUCUUUUUGGGGGGGUGGGCGUAAUCUUGCAAGAUCAACAAACCUGCAGCAUGUUUGUCUCUCUUUUGUGUUACAGUAACAAGUCGAAAAUCGAAAAUGUCUAGGUCAGAUCUAGAAAUCUGUCGAGCAGAAACAAAUAAGACAUGUGUAUCUUUAAUUUUUAGCAAUAUUAAAGUUUUUAUGGGUAUUUGUCCUUAUGCAUGUAAAUCGUCGAUUUUCUUUAUAGUUCUCGCAACGAUUGGCUGUAAAAUAUGAUACUGUAUAGAAUAAGUGUAUAAGCUGGAACUACACACACAUUCACCAUAAUGUUCAUCCACUGUUACAUGUACAUUAGUCCAUCAGAACAUAGACUGUCAAUUUAGGCAACCAGUUGCAUGUUUUUUUUAUAUUUAUUGAUUUUAAAAAUAUUUUACUAUCUACGAAGUCUUCCUACGAUUAAUUAUUGAUGUAGUUACACUAUUGUCACUGUACAUAUUAGCUUAGAAUAUUUUUUUGUGUAAUUUAUAAAGCUUUUAUGAAUGUC
This is a messenger RNA of Fundulus heteroclitus (mummichog), 3987 nucleotides long. Its product is annotated as formin-like protein 20. NCBI's taxonomy places the organism in Eukaryota, Metazoa, Chordata, Actinopteri, Cyprinodontiformes, Fundulidae. Bases 240 to 2603 code for a protein of 787 amino acids. The transcript has 5 exons. The record is from RefSeq and is a predicted model, not a curated record.